AUGCCACGUUUGUUUUAUUGCAGCAAGUAUCGUUUGCAUCGACCGAUAACCACGAGGAGCGAUACAGCUGGGGUGUCUAUUAUCAAGCCACUAGUUGGCACUGACGAAAAUUUAUUUUUUAACCUCGAAAGUUUUUUUAAGUUAAAAUAUCAUUGUUAUGAAUUACUAUUUUGUUUGCAUGAUGCGAGUGAUCCCUCUCAAAAAGUCGUUGAAGCUCUAAUGAUGAAAUAUCCAUAUAUUGAUGCACGCGGCGGCAAUAUUGGAUUAAAUCCAAAGAUUGACAAUAUGAUACCUGCAUAUCGUGCUUCAAAAUAUCCAUUAAUUUUGGUUAGCGAUAGUGGAAUUUAUAUGCGUGAGGAUGCGUUAAUGGAUAUGGUGAACGCUAUGACGAGUGAUGUUGCAUUAGUUACACAGAUGCCUUUUUGCGCUGAUAGACCGGGUUUCGGAGCUAACCUUGAACAAGUAUAUUUUGGUACAGAACAUGCACGUAUCUACUUAGCUGGUAAUUGUUUACGUUUUAUUUGUUCUACGGGAAUGUCAUCACUAAUGAGAAAAUGCGCUCUGGAGGAUGCUGGUGGUAUGGAAAACUUCGGUGACUAUCUUGCCGAGGAUUAUUUCUUUGGUGUUGCAUUUGCUAAAAGGGGAUGGAAGAUAGCAAUUUCUGGUCUACCUGCCAUGCAAAACACAGCAAGACCCGAUCCAAACACUUUCCAUGAACGUAUAUGCAGGUGGAUAAAAUUACGUAUAGCAAUGCUACCUCAUACGAUAAUACUGGAACCUUUGCAAGAUUGUUUUUUGUCCGGCAUAUUGGGGUGUUGUGCUAUUUUGAUUCUGCUUCCGUCCUCACCAAUUUACAUCUUUUAUUAUUUUAUUUUCCAUCUCAUUUACUGGAUCUCAUGUGAUUACACUUUGAUCCACCUUGUUCAGAAUGGACCGCUGCCAUUUUCGUUUGCACAAUUCUUAUUUGUGUGGUUGUAUCGUGAAGCACUGUCUUUCCCAAUCUGGUGUCAAGCGUUGUUUAAUCCUAACAUCAAAUGGCGGAAAGGCAAUUUCCGGCUUCGUUGGGGUGGACGUAUUGCGCAGCCAGUACGUUCACCAAAGAAAUUGAAUAGUUGUUGA
Messenger RNA from Brugia malayi, 1119 nucleotides. RefSeq lists its product as uncharacterized. Gene Ontology annotation, molecular function: ceramide glucosyltransferase activity. Lineage: Eukaryota; Metazoa; Nematoda; Chromadorea; Rhabditida; Onchocercidae. Gene Ontology annotation, cellular component: membrane. The coding region runs from base 1 to 1119 and encodes 372 amino acids. Gene Ontology annotation, biological process: glucosylceramide biosynthetic process. The record is from RefSeq and is a predicted model, not a curated record. The transcript is spliced from 8 exons.